This is a messenger RNA of Saccostrea cuccullata (small rock oyster), 2459 nucleotides long. RefSeq lists its product as uncharacterized. Gene Ontology annotation, molecular function: protein binding. The transcript is spliced from 2 exons. The record is from RefSeq and is a predicted model, not a curated record. Lineage: Eukaryota; Metazoa; Mollusca; Bivalvia; Ostreida; Ostreidae. The coding region runs from base 356 to 1987 and encodes 543 amino acids.
GAAGAAUUCAAGCAAGGAGGACAACAUGGAUCCAGAACAGGCGCAUCUUCUCUAGAAUGGUAAUCCAGGUGAAGUAUUUAUAGAAACUCGAGCCUACCGGAAAGCAAGAGACGUUUUGUUAGAAAAGAAGUAUGUUUUUAUAAAAGGAAACCCCGGGGAUGGUAAAACGGCGAUAGCUAAACACCUCUUGAAAGAAUUGAAAAAGUCAUAUAAUAAGCAUGAGAAGGUUGUCACGGGUCUUAAGGAAUUGUGUGGAAAACACGUUCAAACCAAAGAUACCGUAUUUUUUGUAGAUAAUCUAUUCGGAGAAUAUGCUUUCAGGAAAUCAGAGAUAGGACAAUGGGAAACAACAAUAAUGUCUGUAGAAAACGUUUUGUCUGCUGAAAUUGACAAGAAAGGAAAUCUUUUGGUUGUAACGAUCCGCAAUGAUAUGUAUUCAAAAGUUGUAAGUGAACUUGAAUUUAAAAUCGAUUUCAUUAAGAAAGCUUUGGUUGAUAUUUCAGAUUCGUCAAACAAGUUAACAAGAGAAGAAAUGAAACAAAUUUAUGAUCUUUAUGUCGACAUUCCAUUUCAAACAGAUGAAUUGCACAAGACAUUCAGUUGUAUACCCCCUUUAGGAUUUCCGCAGUCAUGUAAAUUAUUUGGAAAUGACAAAAUAUUACAGAAAAAAGGAUUGAAUUUCUUUCAAAAUCCCACAGAAUGUUUAAAAAAGUACGUAAAUGGUAUGUUCCGUUGCUCGAAACUUCAGUUUUCCGUUCUUGUUUAUAUUCUAAUGAAUAAUGGCAGUGUGGCAAAUUCUUCUCUACGAAAUAAUAAUGUUGAUAGGGAGAAAAAAAUAAAAGCAAUGGAGGUAUGUCUCAAAACGAAAGAUUCUCCAAAACUUUGGAAGUUUACUCAAUGCAUCGACGGAUUAAUUGAUUCUUUUUUAGUUGCCGAACAAAAUUUUUGCAAGUUUUCACAUAGUUGUAUUCAAAAUGUUGUUAAAAAUACACUAAUGGAAAACGACAUUCCUUUUGUAAUUGAGAAUUGUCACAUGUCAUUAUUAAUUAAUCUCCAUGUACAGGGAACAGAAGAAAUGGAAACGAACCUACAAGCAAUUGACCAAAGCUUUUUUGCAUAUAUUUAUAAUAGAAUUAUCGAAUGUCUUAAAUGUAAUACAAAGAGUGAACUUUUAAAAAUCAUAUCCUGUUUUCAACUUUGGAAGGACGAGUCAUUUUGCAUCGGAUUUCAAGACUUCAUGGAUGAAGAAAAAUAUUUGCUAACUAAAGUGGACGAGAAUUAUGCAUCAUUGCUUGUUUAUUUUUCAGAAGCAGGGCAAAUUAAAAUGGUUAAGUUCCUAUUGAAUAUUAUAACUGAUAACAAUCAAAAGUAUAAAGCAUUAAACCAAGCAACAUUGAUGAAUCAUGAAAACAUUGUUCAGAUUCUUUUGGAUAGCGGAAUUUCACCCGAUGCUAAAAUCUGUUUCUGUGCAAUACAGAAUGGGAACUUGGACAUAGUCAAACAAUUUAUCACUGCGGGCCUUGAUCUUUUAGAGAUAUCCGAGUCUAGGCACCCAUUUUACGAAGGAUCUGUGUCUUUGUUAGUGGAAGCAUGUCUAUGGGAAAAAUUGGAAUUGAUUUUCUCUUUACUGAAACAAUGUCCUGAUCUAUGUAAUGUGAAAACGUCCAUUGAAGAGCCAGCCCCUCAUAUUCUAGCCUACGCUGGUGCAACCGAUGCACUUAAGUUUGUAAUUGAAGAGUGCAAAUACAAUCCAUUCCUUAAGACAAAAAAGGGCGUAUCAAUUCUACAUUAUGCAUGUCUUAACGGGAAAUUAGAAACUGCAAAAUACAUAAUCAGUAAUUAUCCUGAUCUAUUAAGAGAAGAACAUGACCUUAUUGAUGAUGGAUCUAUUUUACAUACGGUAGCUGCUGGAGGAAACGUUGAUUUGUUUCAGAUUUUAAAAAAUAAAACACCCACAAUUUCAUCUGAGACAGGUCAAACUGUUUAACACAUUGCUUGUCAGUACGGCACAUUUGAGAUGAUUAGAUUUAUUGUUUAUCGUUUUCCGAAAUUACUGUUUGUCAGAAACUUUUGGGGCGAAAAUGCUUUACAUAGUACCUGUUUAGAAGGGAAUAUAGAUUUUCUUAAGUUCCUCUUAGAGCAAGGUCUAGAUAUCAAAAGCACUAGAAAUGACGGGAGAACUGUGCUACAUUUGUGUUGUAUGAACGGUAAGAAAGACAUGUGCAAAUACUUGGUCAACACUUAUCCGUUUUUACUCCAUGUCAUUGACAAUGAUGGUGAGAAUGUUUUACAUGAUGCAGCCUGGGGUGGUAACGUUGAUCAAGUUAUGUUCCUCUUGGGAAAAGGCUUAGAUAUUAACAACACUACAAAUGAUGGGAAAACUGUGCUUCAUAUGUGUUGUAUGAACGGAAAGAUAGAUAUAUGCAUAUACUUGGUCAACAAAUAUCCUUACUUACUCC